Sitodiplosis mosellana (orange wheat blossom midge) is the source of this 2349-nucleotide messenger RNA. RefSeq lists its product as uncharacterized. NCBI's taxonomy places the organism in Eukaryota, Metazoa, Arthropoda, Insecta, Diptera, Cecidomyiidae. The record is from RefSeq and is a predicted model, not a curated record. Bases 558 to 1730 code for a protein of 390 amino acids. The transcript is spliced from 3 exons.
ACGCACCAAAAAUAUGUGUGCUCAAGCGAUCGCUUGCGCUCGCUGCCAUUCCUAUAAAACACUACGACCACAACAGCGACUCGUUCAUUUGUCUGGUAGUCGGCAUAGACAUAAGAUCGCUAAUAAAGCCAAUUGUGAGAGCGCCACAUUUCGCUUUCAAUCACCACGUUCGACCGGAGUGUGUUCGUUUGUUGUUCAAGUAACUUGGACUUGGAUUUAUUUUGUGCGAAUUAAUUUAUUUUUCUUCUACAAUUGUGCAUUGGAAAAAUAUAGGCCAUAUACAUAUAUCGCGUGUGUUUUCAAUUACAAUUACAUAAUACGAGGAAUAAACCAAUAAUCCAUAUUACACGCAAUCCCAAAAAAUUAUUAUCGAUAAACAUAAGAACGCAUUUUUAUGCACAACUAAUGAACUGAUACAACAACAGAAAUAAAAUAAUUGAAAAAAAAAAUCGUUGUGGUGCUUUGAUUUUGUUAACGUGAAAAAUAGACAAAAAAAAACAAAUUCAGGUGCAUAUCGCAGUUCCAGUGGAACGAAGCAAAGAAAUAGGUCAAACACCAUGAAGCUAUCAGUGUCGAAUAUAUUCCGCUUUGUGGCCAUCAUUGGAACACUGUGUCUCGUGCAAUCGUCACCGGUCAAAGUGAGUCGACCGCAAGCGAUUACCGCAGCCAAUUUGACACAGGAACAGGUUGAUACGAUAAUUCAAGUGAGUCCAUCGAGAGCGUCGAUUUUACAGCAAAGCGAUCAAUUCUUACCGCCAUCGAUUCCAUUGUACUUACCGGAUCCCGAACGAAACAAGAGCAAAGAUGAUUUCUAUUUGCUGACUGCAUAUCCACGUGACGAUGAGAAAUCGGACGAUACACCGGUAAAGGUUCCAUUAUCAUUGGAUUCAUAUGUCCGACCACCGCCGUUACCGAGCCUCGACUCCAGCCCAAUCAAUUUCCAAGUGGAACAAGCGGAAAAAGAGAAAUCAUCGUAUUCGUACAACAAUCGAUAUGAUUACUAUUUCCCUGUUAAAGUUGUGUACGACGACAAUCAAAAGUAUGCGGAAAAAGAAUUGCAAUUGAUGGAAAUGCAGCCACCAUCAUUUCAAAGUGAUGAACCAAAUUACUAUGAAAUCAAACCGAAGAAAGUGCCGAAAAAAUACCAACCGAAUAAAAAAGAUGUGAACCAUAGCAAAUCGUAUGGACGUGACGACGAAAACGGUGAUCGCCUCGUUCCAAUUGAUAACGACGGUUUGGUUUUGGACAAUGAGCACACUCCGUUUGUUACAUCACAACCGGUUGAACGUUUCGCACCAGCACCAUCGUAUCGUGAUUUGACCGAUGACGAUUUGAAUACGGGCGAAUACAUUCCGAAAUAUAAGCAGGAGCAAAAUACGGAAGCCAUUCAAGUGAACAUUGGAUCGAGCACCAUUGCAGCGGCCGGAUCGGGAAAAAUCGUACAAACACUACCACAUCAUGAAUCAGGUGAAUCAAAAUCGAAUGAACAUGAGCAUGAGAAUGACAGUCGAUCGAAUGGAGCGGGUGACGAUGAUGGUGAAAAUAAUAACGAUGAUGAUAAUGAUGAUGAUCAGGGUAGUGAUAGUGGAACGGGUGGAACGGGUGAAACUAGCGAAACGGGUAAACGUGUUGAAUUUCAAAUGCAUGGCUUCAAAGGACCAAAUAGCUAUAAAUUCGGUUAUGAUACGGGUCUUGGAACACGAGACACUUUUUCGUUGCAAUUCGAUUAGCAGCACAAUUUUACAACACCGAAUUCUGCAAUUCACUCCGUUUAUCCCCACCUGCACUGAUCAUUCUGCUGGUUGAUCCGCAAAUGUUUCUUUUUGUUUUCUAUUUAAUUUUUUCGUUGAAUUUUUUUUUUGUUGAUUUCAUUUUUUUCAAAAAAAACAUCAGAAAAUAAUGCAAAUGUUUUUUCGUUUCAUUUCAACUGGCACAUUUGCAGCAAGGAACGUCAAUUUCGGGUUGAACAGCGCGAAACUGACGGCAGUGUAAAAGGUGAAUAUGGUUACAUCGAUGAAAAUGGCAAGAUGCAUCUAACCAAAUACAGUGCAUCGGAAGCGGAAGGCUUUAAAGCCGAACAAGUACCUACAUAAUAUGCGAUCACACAUACACACAUUCACUGUGGUUUUUUCACACAGCAAAUUAGCAGCAAACCAAUUGUGAACAGAACAGAAACAAACAAACAAAUAAAACCAAUCACCAGUUUUAGAGCAACACUUUUUUUUGUAACAAAAUAGUAACGAAUUUUAGACAAUUGUACGCGCUUUAGUUUAUUUUUAAUUAUUAUUAAUAUAAUAUGUUUCUUAUGUUUUAGCUUAAUGACAAUAAAAAAAGAUGAAAAAUUCCAAA